AUGUCGGCGACAAAGUUGAACGACGCCGCCAUAUUCCACAGACAGAAAGCCUGGGUUGUUGUGAGGAGAGGGAAGCCCAGGGUCGCCUUGGUCCUUGACGAGAAUGCUGCUGUUCCCUCCGAUCUCGCUGAAGGAGAGGUCCUUAUCAAAGUGCAAGCUGCUGCCCUCAACCCCGUGGGUUACAAGCUCAUGGGAAUCUUACCAAACUUCAUCGCAAAACGACCGCACGUUGCUGAGCAUGACUUCACGGGCAUUAUCGCCGACGCGAAUGGUACAGACCUGGCAACUGGCCAGGCAGUCUGGGGCUUUGUCCCCGUUGGCCUCAAAAUUGGGACCGGGCAAGGUUCUCUCGUGCAGUACACGCGUGUGCCUACAUCGCACAUCGUCCUACGCUCGCCUUCCCUUAAACCCAGCGAAGCUGCCGGCCUUGGUCUCGUGGGGCUCACAGCGUGUGAAGCCCUCGUUCACAUAGGGAAGCUCGAAGAAGGCCAGAGUCUUUUCAUCAACGGUGGGAGCACCGCAGUGGGCAUUGUUGCGAUCCAGCUUGCGAAGGCGAUCGGUGCUAAAGUCACUGUCACUGGAUCCAGCAAGCGGGAAGAGUUCCUCCGUAGCUUGGGUGUAGACGCGUUCGUAGACUACACCAAGGCGCCGGUGUAUGAGCAACUCGAACGCGACCCGCCGACGCCCAAGUUCCACCUCAUUUUUGACGCCGUCGGCGACGCGAACGUGCCCUUAUACACCCAAAGCCCGGCAUACCUGCAGCCGAACGGGCUCUACCUCGCUGUCGCGCCGUGGCCCACCAGCACGCUGGGAAGCAUCAUGAACUUCGCUUGGCUAACGUGGGAGGUCAACCGCCCACUCUGGCUCGGUGGAACGCCGCGGCAGUGGAGGAAGCUGCCAGUGAUGACAGUGAAAAAAGAGAAGCUAGAGGAACUGGCGCGGUAUGUCGACGAGGGUAAGGUCAAGCCUAUCGUCGACAGCGUAUUUAAGUUCGAAGACGCUCUUGCGGCAUACGACCGAAUUAUGUCACAGAGGGCGUUGGGCAAGGUGGUAGUGAAAGUCGACCCUGAGGUCGACUGA
Molecule: messenger RNA, 1080 nt
Organism: Phanerochaete carnosa HHB-10118-sp
Lineage: Eukaryota; Fungi; Basidiomycota; Agaricomycetes; Polyporales; Phanerochaetaceae
Exons: 4
Coding region: 1-1080 (359 amino acids)
Cellular component (GO): mitochondrion
Molecular function (GO): oxidoreductase activity
Source: RefSeq, a predicted model, not a curated record